This is a messenger RNA of Symbiodinium necroappetens, 2703 nucleotides long. Lineage: Eukaryota; Dinophyceae; Suessiales; Symbiodiniaceae. The record is from the annotation of a GenBank genome assembly.
AUGGUCUCGCCUCGGAUCCCAGGGGCCCAGGCGGCCCCGCAGGCGCAGUGCGGGGCAGGGCUUCACGACGGCUUGGCUGACUGCUCCGUUGACUGCUCCGCCCGCUCGGAGGUGUCCGGCCUCGCCGUGGACCUCCUGAGCCGCUCCCGAGAGGCCUUCAUCGUCUGCAGCGGUUCGGGUCCGGCGCGCUCCACCGUGGCAGCAGGUCACUUCGGCGCCUCGCCCCCGACCUCGCCGCGCUUCGAUGCUCCACAGCCACAGUCGCCCAGGUUGACGACACAUGCUCGCCCCGGGCAGCAGGCGACGGCGCCGGCGCCGCGGCCUUCGCCCUCGGGGCCUGGGCCUUCGCUGUGGGAACAGCACCAUCAGCAGGCACUGAGGCAAAUGCGUCGCGGGGCGCUUGCCGAGGGCCCGCUUCCGUCACAAAGCCGGCUGAUUCCAGGUGGAGCUUCACGGCAACCUGCUCGAGAGAGCAAAGCCGCUGUGGCACACGUGCAGGUUACACAGCCGACAGACUUGUUGGCUCCUUGCGAGACAAUGACUGCAACGACCGCAACAGCGAUGACGGCGACGACAGCUUCUCUGCCGAGCCGCAGCGAGCAUCUCCCCGCAUCCAUGACUCCAUUGGAAACCCUGCAGCCAGAAGUGCCAGAUGUGCAGCCACAAGCGCAAGCAGAAACGGCACCGACGGCACCGAUUUUUCGGGAAGCGCGUGUGGGCUCGGGUCCCCAGCCAUCACGGCCACAGCCGACACGAAGCCAAGCACCGCCAGGGGACUCCGCAGACACAGCCACAGCCCCCCGUUAUGAAGUGCAGCCGACGGCAAAAGCCAAGGAGCUAUCAUCAGUCUCGGGGCCAAAGGCCGCCCCGAGGGUACCACCUGCGUCGCCAUCGCCCACAUCGGAGCAAACAGGAGCCGGAGUAGGCACCAAGAGCCCCAGCUGCCCCAGCUCGGAGUCCGAGCAUGCUACGCUCAAACAGGCGGACGGUGAGACUCAGAGUGCUGGACGUGAGACGUUUGACUCUCCCCGGGACGCUUGCUACACAAGCUGCAAGGCGCCCCCGGCCGAGCCGCUCCUGGCGCGGUUGGCCUUCCUCGAGGCACAGGCCUCAGAUCGUUCCAACUUGCUGGCGCACAUACAGCGGCAGCAAGAGCAGCUGAACCGCUUGGAGGCCCUAGUCGAGGAGAAUGCAGAGCUCCGUGGCAAGCUGCAUCCGAAGCGUUCCAAGGUGGUCGAUGCAACGAGGAGAGAUCCGCGCCUUGCAGAAGGGCCCGCGGCAGUGACUACCACCACGCCGGCUCUCCGAGACUCACCGCCACCAACUAUGCCAAGGCGAUUCCGCACAGCACCGGGGGAGGUCAGAACCCAGGCAGACGCUCCCAUCGUCCUGACUGCCCGGACCACACCGCGGAGUCCAGGCGGACGCACUGGUCCCUCGGAGGCCAAGGUCGCCAUGGUCGAGCAGACCCUGGCAGUUCUGUGCAUAGGUGCGGGUGAAAAGGAGAUGCGGAAUCAGUGGAGCUGGAGCGGGCCCUUGGCCUGGCCGAGCGAACGCCUCGGAGAGCGCUGCUUCCAAAGGCUUUUCUUUGUGGGAGUGGCGCGGAACCGUGCCGAAGCUGCCGAGCUGCGGUUGCGUCUCAUGCACCAGGGAGCGACUCCAGCGGUGCAGGCGCAAGCUGUCAAGGUGCAAGACGCCCCGCAGCAGCAGCAACAGCAACGCCUCAUAAGCUGGCAACCUCCGGUUCAGGCCGCCUCCGUCCACGAGGCUGUGGUCACAGAGGCCGCCCAGGAAGUGCGGGCUCGUUUGGCCCGCCUCCGCAACGAGAUCGCCCAGGAAGAUGAAAAGGUGCCCCAGCAGCGUGCAGCGGGCACGGUUGACAAGCGGCCGAGGCCGAAAGUCGGCACGAAGUCUCCCAUCCAGAGGCGGACUAGGCCUUCUGCAGAGGCACCCGAGUCCGAGCAGCGGCCCACGCGAAUGCGCCAGCGCCAUUCGCGGCCCACUUCACCGGCUUCCUCGAUGAGGAGCUACACGUCGGCCCACAGCGCUGCUGCCUUGCGGACGUGCACAUCUGUGCCAGAGUACAGGCUAAAGCCACCAGAGCCACAGUUUCUCUUUAGCCUGCCGCUGAGCGUCUACACAGGUCCGAAGCAGCUUGUCGAUCUCACCUUUAAGUCCGGGCGUGGUGACAGCCGCUCGCCAAGCCCACAGUCUCGGAGAGCGAAUGGUGAUGCGAGGAGUCCUCCUCGCCGAUCCGCCGGAGGCGUGCCAUCAUCCGCAGCAGGCGACGGCGGCUACGGCACACCCUCCUCUGCUGCCCCGUCCUUGCGUCCUGCGCAGAGGAUGUCGACUCAGACAGAACGGCUAGGCAUGUCGCCGCCCGGCUCGCCGCGCUCCACAAGCCCUUUCGGCACGCCAGGCUCUGCGGCAUUCGCAUGGCCGCCGCCGGCAAACCUCCAGCAGGCUUUACCGGGCCGCAGCAGCUCCCCAUACCGGGUCGUUUCCGCUCCGCGGGCUGUGUCUCCAAUACAGGCGCCUCAGCAGCGGGCCCUUUCGCCUCCCCAGGUGCUGACGGCAAUGCGGCCGGCUUCCCCCCAGGUAACUUCAUUUCCUGGGGUGGCAUCAGCUCCUGUGGCUCAAUUCGGAUGUCGACUGCCGCAGCAAGCUGUGGUGCUAAUCUCAUCGAUCCGGGUGUCGCAUUGA